Saccoglossus kowalevskii is the source of this 1794-nucleotide messenger RNA. Its product is annotated as axonemal dynein light chain domain-containing protein 1-like. The record is from RefSeq and is a predicted model, not a curated record. Lineage: Eukaryota; Metazoa; Hemichordata; Enteropneusta; Harrimaniidae.
AUGGGUCAACCAUGGAGUGAGUUAUCUGAUGUAAAAGAACAUGACCAACUAGUCACAAACCAAGCACAACAGGCGCAAGAAAAUUUGAAAGCUGCUCUUGCAGAGUCAGAGAAAAAUGCUGGCCUACUGACCGAGUACCAUGAAUUAUAUGAACUACAGCGAAAGCGAUUAGAAACGCAAGUAUCAAGUCUAACUGAAGAAAGAGAACUCUGGAGCCAUGCAGCAUAUAGUCUAGCUUUGAAGGUGACUGAUGCGAAUAGUUUAGCCAGUGCCAAGAGACUUCACAUGAGUGAGAAAGGCUGGUCUAAGUUGGCCACUCAUUUCACCAUUGUGCUUGGGGAUAAAGACACUGAGCAGUUGUCCACUUUGCAAGGGUACGUGGACAAGUUCCGUGAACUGAUCGGUGAUUUCCAUCAGCAAUUACUGAAGAGUGACGAGAAAUCUAGAGUUCGUUUGAGCCAAAUCAAGAAGGGUAUUCAGAAAUGGAUUGAAGAGUUUCAACGUGAGAUUAUCUUUCCCAAGGAGCUCAGCCAAACCCAUACUCCAGAUACAUUCAGUACCUCCUUUCGUCACUCUUCCAUGAGUGGUCGUCCACCAGACUACUCUGUAAUGCCCCCUGACAGAGAAACCAUUGGAAAAUUAUUCCAAGAUAUGAGAUUCUGGGAAGAGACAAUUAACAAAGAAGUUGAGAAAUUUGGUGGUGAUGUCCUGCUCAGCUUUGAAGAGAGUAUGUACCACAUCAACAAACAGAUGGAAGGAUGGACUGAGACAGCUUUGAAGGUAUUCAGUAGACAUCUCUCUGAUGAUGGUACUGAGUUUCCAGCACAUGAAAAGAUGCUGGUGAUGAACAAGCUUGUGGAAAAUUUCAUGGAGCUCUUCAAAGUGCGAGUCAAUGGAGAAAAUGGAGUUGCCAAGGGUUUCAUAACACUAGCAAAUGCUAUGGAACCGUGGGACUCUAGACUAAACCAGAUUGUAAAUGGCGGGUCGCUACCACCAGAAUCAGAAUGGGGUCGUCUUUAUGAUCUCUUUGAUGAUUGGAUUAUAACUGUUGAUGAUACCUUCACCUUGGUGGGAUCUACUCAGAAAGAAGAAGAUCGCAAUGCUAACAAAGAACACAAACCCAUUACAAUUGAGCAUAUAUUCCGGAAUACGCAGACUUGGUUAACCACUACAAUAAAUGGAGUGGAUAACGAAGAUGCCAAACUAGUAGAACAGGUUCGUGUAUUGCAUGCUGAAAUCGUACAUUGGAUGAUUCAAGUAUUACUUCGCUUAGCACCAGAUAAAGCAGAUACUCCAAUAGAAGCAAUAGAAAGCAGCAUGGCAGCUACUUCGACCACCAACGAUAUUAAAGAAAAGGCUGAAUCUCUCUUUGAGAGACUCACAAAUUUUUCAAACUACAUUAUUGGAGAGACUGAGGAACGGGCACAAAAUGCUGAAGAAAAAGUUUCUGAACUUGAGGAUGAGUUGAAAACUGCAUUGGAAAGACUAAGAGCUAUUGAUGGAAAGAGUGUUACACCAACAAUCCCUGAGAAUCGGACCCCAAGUGAGGAUGCUAAAGAAGCUGAAGUUGUCAAGGGAAAGGGAAAAGACAAAGGAAAACCACCAUCAACACCAACACAGAUGACUGUCCCAGAACCAUCAGGAGCAGCUAAAAGACCAACUUCUUCGACUUCAGUAAAAUCAACAGGAACGCCUCCUAGAUCGCCCUCACAAGCAUCACAUAGAUCUAGGCAAGCUCACGCUCAUCAAAGGUUUCCAAGAAAUCAAAAUAAUUUUUUGACUAGAAUUUCUUAA